AUUUGGCACGACGCGUUUGUUCUUCUCUUUCCUCGUGGAAAGCUCUUCUAGGUAGAGCCGGUCUCUCAUAGAAGUUAUACCUCUUCUUUUGGCAUACGGGUGACUGUGGUUAGAGCCCUUGCUUGCUGUCCUUCAACUUCUUCUUUGCUUCCUUCGUUAGAACCUUUCUUUCUCUUCAACAUGCCAUCAUUCAUUCUGUGCUCGUCCCUGGUUGGACUUGCCUCUGCUGCAGAGUUGGGAAAGCGCCAUGACGGCGGCUCGUCGGUGUAUGAGAUGCUCAAUGAUGACCUCGCCCGGCUGAGUUUGUUGAUAUUCGGUCUGAUGGCGGCAGUCGUGUAUGUGUGGAAGAUGUGGCAUCGGCUUUCGAGUCAUCUGCGCCGGCUCGCGAGUUUCAACAAUGAACGCCAACUAUACUUUGUGACCCCGGACACGAUACUGUCGAAGAUCAAGACCCAUAUCACCUAUGCACCCUUGUUCCGAGCCCGACACAAUCGCGAAUUCCAAUUGUCCCGGGCUGUCAAUAUGGGCACCCUGCCAAGCCGACUCCAUUCGUUCCUGCUGGUUGGGAUCAUUGCCAUGAACGUCGUCCUUUGCGUGGUCACCGUGCCGUAUGGUACUGAGGAGAACACUGUUGCGGGUAUCAUCCGCAACCGCACUGGAACGAUGGCGACUGUGAAUAUGAUCCCCUUGAUCCUCAUGGCUGGUCGAAACAACCCACUGGUUGCCCUGUUGCAGAUCCCGUUCGAUACCUUCAAUCUGCUUCACCGCUGGCUCGGCCGUAUCGUGGUAUUGGAGUGCAUCGCCCAUAUCCUCGCUUGGAUGAUCCCCAUGGCUCAGAAAACUGGUUGGCCCAUGGUUGGCACGUUGCUGGGGGAGAACAAACCCCUUCUUGUCGGCUUGAUUUCUGGAUGCGCUUUCACCGCUCUUCUAUUGCAUUCGCCUUCGCCCAUUCGCCAUGCUUUCUAUGAGACCUUCCUCCACCUUCACAUUGUGCUCGCCGUGCUCGCGAUCGCCUUCCUCUGGGUCCAUCUCAACGGCUACGUUGCUCGAUACUACUUGAUGGUGGCGAUCAUUUUCUGGGCUCUCGAGCGUGCCGCCCGAAUUGCAAUCAUCGUGUACCGCAACUUUGGACGCGAAUCGACUACGGCCCUCGUCGAGACUAUGCCUGGCGAUGCGAUGCGGAUCACUAUCAAGAUGGCUCGACCCUGGACCUUCAAGCCCGGCCAGCACAUCUACCUGUAUAUCCCUGCUAUCGGAUGGUGGACCUGCCAUCCCUUCUCGGUUGGGUGGAGUGAAGAAGCCGAGUCGCUGUCCGACGAGAAGGGCAUCCCCAUGACUCGACAGGAUAUGACGGGCCUCCAAAAGACCACCAUCUCCUUGCUCGUGCGUCGGCGAACCGGAUUCACCGACAAGAUGUUCCAGCGGGCGCAGAACUCGCCUGGCGGGCGGGUGUCGCUGCGGGCAAUUGCAGAAGGACCAUACGGCAGCAUCCACUCGAUGGAUUCGUACGGCACCGUUCUUCUCUUUGCAGGUGGUGUCGGAAUCACUCACCAAGUACCAUUUGUGCGUCAUCUCGUUCAGGGCUAUGCUGAGGGCACCGUAGCGGCACGUCGCGUGACGCUGGUCUGGAUCAUUCAAUCCCCUGAGCACCUCGAGUGGAUCCGUCCCUGGAUGACGAGCAUUCUGUCGAUGGAUCGUCGUCGAGAAGUGCUCCGCAUCAUGCUGUUCAUCACACGGCCGCGCAACACCAAGGAGAUCCAGAGCCCCAGUGCAACCGUGCAGAUGUUCCCCGGUCGACCCAACAUCGACACGCUGGUGGGCAUGGAGGUCGAGAAUCAGAUCGGAGCAAUGGGUGUGCUCGUCUGCGGUAACGGUGGUCUAAGCGACGAUGUGCGGCGCGUAUGCCGCAACCGACAAGAUCGCACCCAGGUUGACUUCAUUGAGGAGAGUUUCACCUGGUGAGAGUGUCUCCGCCUCGCAUCGGGGGCUCAUGUCACCCAAGGCGAGCAGGAGUCUUGGCCCCCACUGCAUCCCCCAAGGCCUCUCCCAACCCUUGAUCGCUACGGAUUCUCGCAUCUGAUUUGUCCCGGUUUUGGGUAGUAUACAU
Aspergillus homomorphus CBS 101889 is the source of this 2107-nucleotide messenger RNA. Its product is annotated as ferric reductase family protein. Gene Ontology annotation, cellular component: plasma membrane. The record is from RefSeq and is a predicted model, not a curated record. Gene Ontology annotation, molecular function: ferric-chelate reductase activity. The transcript has 4 exons. Bases 181 to 1962 code for a protein of 593 amino acids. NCBI's taxonomy places the organism in Eukaryota, Fungi, Ascomycota, Eurotiomycetes, Eurotiales, Aspergillaceae. Gene Ontology annotation, biological process: intracellular iron ion homeostasis; iron ion transport; copper ion import.